Messenger RNA from Pestalotiopsis fici W106-1, 747 nucleotides. RefSeq lists its product as uncharacterized. Gene Ontology annotation, biological process: GPI anchor biosynthetic process. Bases 1 to 747 code for a protein of 248 amino acids. Lineage: Eukaryota; Fungi; Ascomycota; Sordariomycetes; Amphisphaeriales; Sporocadaceae. The transcript is spliced from 2 exons. Gene Ontology annotation, cellular component: endoplasmic reticulum membrane. The record is from RefSeq and is a predicted model, not a curated record.
AUGUCUACGCCAUCGAGCACAACCGGUGCCUCCGAAGCCUCCAAACCCGCCGGCGGCAGCGAAGUCACAACGAAACCCGUCCCCAUCCUGCCGUCGUCCCAAGCUCAAAUCGUGAGACAUGCUCACCCAGUCCUGCUCGCUGCCUUCUUCUACGCGAGGUUCAAUGCCCUGGUACAGGAUCCGAUAACCACCAUGUGGAGCUCUGCUCCCGUGGUCCUGGCGAUGCAGGUUGCGUAUACAAUUCUAUGCCUGCCACCAGCUGGAGCUCAAGCGAUGAAGCCCGCAAAGAAGCUCCGCCCUGGCGAGAAGAAGAAGGCGGCAGCUGACGGAGCUGGGCCGAACAUUGCAGUGACAACCACAGUUGCCAUCCUCCUGACCAUCUUCUCCGCCGUACCUCUCCACGUCCUCUUCGUCCUCUUUGGCGCUCCUUUCCUGACACACCUCCCGAACACAUUCCUGUGCUCCCUGCAUCUCUCUCUGCUGGGUCUAUACCCUCUCUUCUACAGCCACGGCGUUGCGACGAACGACUGGCUCGAGAUCCUAGGCGUACGAGCGCCCUUUGAUGAGGCUUCUGGUGGUUUGGUUGGUGCUUGCUUUGGUGCUUGGAUUGGAGCUGUACCUAUACCCCUUGACUGGGAUCGCGAGUGGCAGAAGUGGCCAGUCACGAUUCUGGUGGGUGUUUAUGCUGGCUACGUGCUGGGCAAGCUGGUCGGAGGUACCGUGGCUUAUGGCAAGAGAUUUGCGUGA